AUUAUCAGUGUAAAUGUGAUUUCAUGUUUAGCUGUAGUCUCAGGGCAGGUUAUGAGAGGUGUGAUAUAAUUAUAAAUGUUAUGGAUGUGAUCUGUAACUCUGAUGUUUGGAGGAUGUUCUCUGUAGACGGAUAAUCAGGACUGAUAUGAAGAAGCUCCAGCAGACCGGGUCGGAGGGGUCAGUACUCAGGCCCCGCCCCUACAUCCCAUAAUAUUACACAAAUGCUGGCAAUAUUUAAAAUCAAUCAAAAUGAGAAGUUAUUAAUGUGUAAAUGUAUAAUUUUAUAUGAAUUAUAUGGAGAUUAAAGAGUGUACUGGUGGGAUCCAGCACUGCUUCUAAUGGGAGUUCUGGCUGUGGGUAAAGUGGGCGGGGUUAAACCCGCGUGUUUGGGCGGUUGGUGGGGAGCGUCGGUUGCUAUGGGUUUGGUUGCUAGGAGCCGGUGUGCUAGGCCCCGCCCCUCCCCCUCUCUGCAGGAAUGGAGCAGGGAUUGCGGGAAGAAGCUGCGGUGAUGGACGGUGGAGAUCAAGACGGGGUUCCGGACAAAGCCGACGACACGGACGAGCUGAUCAAUACCGAUGUGAACGGAGGGAUGGUCUGUGGUUCUGGUUCUGAUCCGCCGGAUGUUCUUCGAGAUCACUGUCAUCAACUGCUGGACGCCAUCGAUGCUCAACUCAACCACCUGCAGAGCUGCAGUACUGGUCGGGUGAAUGGAGGGCGGAGUCAGCUGGAAGAAGUUCUGGAUCCAGUGGGUUUGGACCGGGUCGGUUCUGAGAGCAGGGAUACAGGUCUGGGCAGUGAUAAGGGAAGCUCUUCUCCUGAUUGGUUGAAUUCUGGUCUCCCCGACCCGUCUCCAGUCUCAGUGCAGGUGAGCGCUGGAGAGGCGGGGCCAGAACUAAGUACCGCCCCCUGCUGUCCGGGGGAGGGAUCUGGAGGUCCAGUGGGAUUCAGGACUGAGCAGCGUCUGUGGAGAUUACAGCACCUACUCAGAACCAAUACCAAGGUGGGGGUUGAGGAGGAGGAGGAGGAGGAGGAGGAGGAGGAGGAGCUGGACAGUGUCUGUACUGAAGAUUUUAGCACCCGGUUCCAAGAGUUGAUGCUAAAACUGAGAGAGCCCACUGUGGGCGGAGCAUGUGGUGUGGGCGGGGCAUGUGAGCUGAUCUCAGACAGAACAGCUCCACAGGUGAAAAAGCAGAAUCGUUUAGGAAAUCAGAAGAACUCACAGCAGUGUGGAAAUCACACAGGCAGCUCUGAUGAUGAAGGUACAGUGGAGAUCAGACAGUGUGGGAGGAGUCACGGUGGGAGGGGUUACGGAGUGCUGAGAUCUCUGGCCGGAGUUCAGAAGACUGUAAAGAUAAACCAGAGCAGGAAGAAGAUCUCCUUCAGCUCCACCCCCUCAAUCAGCUCCACCCCCUCAGUCAGCUCCGCCCCCUCGGCCGGCUCCACCCUCUUCACCACUUCAGUAGAGUGUGAGCAGGUGGAGCAGGUGGAGCAGGAGGCUCGGUUGGGGGUUCUGGAGAAAAUUCUGUCCCAGAAAGAGGUGCAGCUGCUGGAGCUGCAGGAGGAACAGCGCUCCCUACAGACGGAGCUCCAGACCUGCAGAGAGGAGCAGAAAACCCAGAGAGAGAAGGUGAGGAGGGCGGUGGAGCGAGAGCGGAGGAGGUGGGAGGAGCAGAUGGAGGAGGCAGAGAGGAGAGGAAGGGCGGAGCUACACCAAGAGAGGAGGAGUUCACUGAUCCUUCAGACUAAAGUUCUGGAGCUGCAGACGCGGGUGAAGCAGUUGGAGGGCAGAGCUUGUGAGCAGUCUGCAAGGUUCAGAGCUCUUAAAGACGAGCAGUGGGCGGAGCUACACAAACUGAGAACUCAGCUGAAGCAGGAGGCGGAGCUAGAGGUGGGUCGUCUGAAGCAGAAGCUGAAGCGAGUCCAGCAGGGGGCAGCGGAGAGGACCGAUCGGCAGAGCGCCGGCUGGGCUUGGGAUAUACUCACCGAGUGCGGUCACCUACAGGACCUGCUCAAGCCCCGCCCACACAGUGACCUGACCACCCACACCAAGCCCCACCCACACAGUGACCUGACCACCCACACCAAGCCCCACCCACACAGUGACCUGACCACCCACACCAAGCCCCACCCACACAGUGACCUGACCACCCACACCAAGCCCUGCCCACACAGUGACCUGACCACCCACACCAAGCCCCACCCACACAGUGACCUGACCACCGACACCAAGCCCCACCCACACAGUGACCUGACCACCCACACCAAGCCCCGCCCAUAUAGUGACCUGAGCACUGACUCCAAGCCCCGCCCACACAGUGGCCUGAUCACGGACACAAAGCCCCCCCCACACUGUGACCUGACCACUGACACCAAGCCCCGCCCACAUAGUGACCUGACCACUGACACCAAGCCCCGCCCACACAGGGUUACAGUGGAUAGAGCUGUGCAGACGCUACGGUCUCUCAGACUCCGCCUCCAGCAGCUCUUCACCAAUCAGCACACACAACUCACCACCCUCACCCUCACCAACCAGCAGCUCAGAGCGGAGAAGAAGCAGUUGAAGGAGCUGAGCAGGCGGGCUGGGCUGCAGCUGGGUGAGGAUGAUGAUGGUGAGGAUGAUGAUCUGCGUAGGAUCCAAAAGAACCAGAUCCAGCAGAAACCUAGAACCACAAACCCCACCCAGAACCUCCAGCACCACCUGGAGAGGAGAUUCUCAGAACCCGGAUCAGAACCGCAGUGGAGACUGGAGCUGCUGGAGGCGGAGCUUAAACACCUCACUCAGAGCUCUGGAGACCCGGCUGACCCAGUUCCUCCAGUCUGUGCUCCCAGUAACCACGACCUGACCUCGUAUAAACUCCUGCUGCACCUCCAGAGCCGAAUACGACAGCUCCGCGCCGACGCCCGGGCCGGCACACCCGGCACCGGCACACCCGCCACCGGCACAAGUGAACCCCUGACUGAUUUAGAAGCAAAUUAAUAAUAUCCAGAAUAAAAGUAGUCACAUUAAAUAAACAUAAAUUAAUAAUCCAGAA
Astyanax mexicanus (Mexican tetra) is the source of this 3032-nucleotide messenger RNA. RefSeq lists its product as uncharacterized. The coding region runs from base 476 to 2977 and encodes 833 amino acids. Lineage: Eukaryota; Metazoa; Chordata; Actinopteri; Characiformes; Acestrorhamphidae. The record is from RefSeq and is a predicted model, not a curated record. The transcript has 17 exons.